Molecule: messenger RNA, 5076 nt
Organism: Brienomyrus brachyistius
Lineage: Eukaryota; Metazoa; Chordata; Actinopteri; Osteoglossiformes; Mormyridae
Gene: pcdh12
Product: protocadherin 12
Exons: 4
Coding region: 545-4021 (1158 amino acids)
Biological process (GO): homophilic cell-cell adhesion
Cellular component (GO): plasma membrane
Molecular function (GO): calcium ion binding
Source: RefSeq, a predicted model, not a curated record
UUGCCACUUCACUCCAAUCUGCCGUUUCCAAUGCUGAGCGAUCGGGAGCGCAUAUAUGAACAUCUGUGUGUGUCACCUAUGAAGGGAUUGCAACGCCUCUUGUUACCGGUACCGUCAUUUCUUUAUAACUAUAUAUCGGACUUCUUAUACAAUUCUUCGUCUAAUAUUAUAUUUUUCUGUUGGGUUUAUCGUUUAGAAAUCGGAUAAAAAUAUAAAUCGGAUGCAAAGGUAUCGGAUAAAGAUAUAAAGAUCUGUAUAAUUGUAAUACAUACGUUUUUAGAACUUAAUUUGUAGUUUUGAGUAAACAAUAUUUAAUUUUGUUUUAUUCAUGCUUAUAGCUUAGUUUAGAUCGAAUCAGAAUCGAUUAGAAUUCAAGCGUUUUAUAGAAACAAUCAUAGUUUUACAUACAUUUUUAAUUUAUUUUUGAUCUAUAAAUGUUUUUAUAUUUUGCGGCUUUUGAUACAGGAUUUUAGUUCUAUUUUUGUUCAAGCGAUACGUAUUAGAAUGCAACUUUGAAAGUUGAAUCGUAGACGGGGAUUCAGUCAUGCUGCUUGUGAUGUUUUUUUGCGUGCUGUCUCGGGUCCUUUCGGAGGACGCGGGGGCUCCUCUUACUCUUCGUUACCACGUAAUGGAGGAGCAGCCCCGCGGCACAAGAGUGGGUCAGCUGAGCAGCAACCUGCAGCAGCGAUGGGAGAGCGGCUCCCAUGAGGACUUUCAGGUUGUGGAGCACGGCCAUGUGCUACACUUCGAAGUCAGGGGAGGUGACGGUCUGAUUACCACACGCAGCCGGCUCGAUCGUGAAGCUCUGUGCCGUGACUCGGGCCUGUGUGAGAUACAUUUUAGUGUACUGUACCGGCAGGAUGGUACAAUGCACUUUCUCAAUGUAGUGGUGGAGGUGGAAGACAAGAAUGAUCACGACCCUGUAUUUCCCAAUGCUGAGCAGGAAGUGGAGAUCUCUGAGGCAGCUGCGCUACACACGCGCAUCCCGCUGGACCAUGCUGUGGACCCUGAUGCUGGGCCCAACAGCCUGCAGACCUAUUCUUUGACCUCCAACCAACACUUUGCCUUAGAUGUUAAAUCUCUGUCAGAGGGUGGCAAGCAAGUGGAGCUGGUGGUCAUCAAAGAGCUGGACCGUGAAAGCCAGUCCUCAUUUGAGCUGGUUCUAAUGGCCUGGGACAAGGGUAACCCUCCCAGAUCAGGUAGCACACUGGUCAAGAUAAACGUGCUAGACUCCAACGACAACAGUCCUAUGUUUGAGGACAGCACUCCCACCAUAGUGGUGAGCGAGAACACCCCACGUGGCACUCCUGUUAUUACCGUGAAGGCCAGUGACCCUGAUCAGGGAGCCAAUGGACAAAUUGAAUACUUCCUUAGCAAGCACUCCCCUUUGGAUGUGCGAAACCUCUUCAGUGUGGACCGCAUUAAUGGCACCGUGACUCUGAUUAGCACUUUGGACUAUGAGAUGAAGCGCUCUUAUGAGGUCGACAUCCAGGCAAGGGACCUGGGUCCCAAUGCAAUGCCCUCCCACUGCAAGGUACAUGUAAAGGUGACGGACGUUAAUGAUAAUGCCCCCAAAAUUCACGUCACGUGGACACCCCAGGGCUCGCCAGUGGCAACUGUUGCAGAAGGCGCAGCAGACGAGACCUUUCUUGCGCUGGUUAUGGUGUCAGACAUGGACUCAUGGGCAAAUGGGGAAGUUCGCCUUCACAUCAAACAUGCAGCAGGUCACUUUCGUCUCAAGAAGAUCCAUAGGGAUAACUACAUGAUCAUCACGAAUGGCACCUUGGAUCGUGAGCAGGAGAUGGAAUACAAUCUGACGUUGAUCGCCCAGGACUAUGGUGACCCUUCACUGUCCUGUGUCACAUACCUGACUGUUCAUGUGCAAGAUGAGAAUGACAAUGCUCCUACCUUCUCACAGACUCAUUACAUAAUCUCUGUCAAAGAAAACAAUGAUUUAGGCCUACAUGUACUCACUGUGCAAGCCCAUGAUGUUGACCUGGAUCUCAGCGGGAAGAUCUCAUAUUCCAUCCAGGAGUCAAAUGAGCUGGGGACAUCCACAACGUUCUUCUCCAUCCAUCCCACCAGUGGAGCUGUCUUUGCCCGGCAGUCAUUGGACUACGAGGAGUCUCACACCUUCUCCUUUGUUGUGGAGGCCGUGGACCACGGCCAGCUGCCACUCACCGGCAGCACCACAGUGGUGAUCAAUGUUCAGGAUGUCAAUGACAAUGCCCCCGUUAUUGAAGACCCAGUUCCAAAGAAAGGCAGAGCCCGCAUAAGUGUUCCAGUCAAUGCAGAAAAAGGAGAGGUAGUGAAAGAACUAGGGAAUAAGGUCGAUGUCCAUCAUGAGCUUAGUGGUCCAUCCUCAGUAGAAGGCAAUCACUCCGCUGCUGGUCAGCCUGAAGGUUUCCUGGCCACAACGAUCAGGGCUAGUGAUUUAGAUUCUGGCAUUAAUGGGAAAUUGCACUUCAUGAUAACGAACAAAAAAUCUGAUGGGUUAUUUUGGCUUGAUGAUUCUACAGGAAAACUAUUUGUAAACACAAGCAAUGCUACAGAGCUGAUAGGCAAAAUGUAUGAGAUUGAGGUCACAGUGUCUGAUAUGGGGACUCCUGUAUUAUCCACUAGCACUCUGUUGGAGAUCACUUUUAUCAACUUGCUCGACCACUUAAAGAACUCAUCCCCCAGCCAGCGGGGCCAGUUGACUUUCACAAUGAUGCUCGCUGUCUGCCUGGGAGUCACCUGCCUGCUGGUUCUCCUGGCUGUGGCCCUGAUAACAACAUUCUGUCGUCCAGAAAAACGUGACAGCAGGGCUUAUAACUGCAGACAGGCCGAGUCCAGCUACACACGGCAUCCUCGGCGUCCUCAAAAACAGAUUCAGAAAACCGAUAUCCAGCUAGUACCAGUCUUGAGAAGUCGGAGGGAUGACCCAACCAAGAGUGAAGCCCAGAGACUCUCCUCUGUUGCUUCAGAAGUUGAAGAACCUUUCCUUUCUCUACCAAGCAGUGAUACGGGGCCACAUGAAGCUUUUUCUGGGCAGGAGACCUUUCCACUAAACCCCCUGAGGGCACUCUACAACUCUACUAAUGAUGAGCUUGAUGGAACCUUGCCCCGAACCCCUGCUGCGACUUACCGCACAUUGCGUCGAAGCAGGAACUCGGAGUCUGCAUGUUCACAUUCCCAGGCAGGUACAUUAAAGCGCCAUGGACAGUCUGGGAUAGAAGUUGGGUCUGAAGACCCACCGUGCCUUGCCUCUCCUUCCCCAUCUUCGACCACCUUGCGGAGGCCAAAGAACUCAGAGUCCAGGAGGGGGCAGGAGGGCGAAGAUCACCGACAGCUGCUGCGGAAUCUGGUUCGCCUGUCAAUGGCGGCCUUUGGUGAAAACGGCUCCAUUGAACUCUCCUCCGCCUCUCCAGAAAUCCAACAAGUGUCCCAGCUGCUCUCCUUGCUGCAUCAGGGCCAGUUCCAGCCCCGUCCCAACUUCCGCGGAAACAAGUACUCACACCGAACUGGCAGGUCGGCUGUGCAGGAUGCUGAUUGGCUGAGCACCAAGGACAGCGGACAUGGCGAGAGCGAGGCCGGAGAUGUGGACUGGGACAUGGGUCGAGACUCACCGAUUGACCCUCUGCAGGGGGAGGGCUUGGACACCCUACUCAACAACACAGAUGACGUAUUCUCCGAUGUCCCAGACCCUGCCUGGAUGGCACGCCUGUCACUCCCUCUCACCGCUGACUACCACGAGAAUGUCUUUGUCCCUGACGAGCCCCAGGUUCCGGACCCCUGCACUCCCUUUAUGGAAGCUAAAAAUGACACCUGCUUCUCCACCUUUGGGAAGACGGCUGAGAAGGGUGCCCCCCUGGACGGGGCCCUGCUCUCCGAGGUCAGCACGCUCUUUGAGAUGCUGCUCACCCAGAAGGCUGAGGCCCAGCCGCACACCCCUGCGCAACUGCUGUACCGUCUCUCUGCUGCAUACCGCCGUUCCUUGGGGAUGGAUGGGACACCAACAGGGGGCGCCAGUCCUCCUUAAAACCCUUGGGACGGGGGCAGAAAUCCUUCAGCGAUGCAUUGCCCCACCUUGCUAGGCCCCAGAACAACAGCAAGUGAUGUGAGUGGCUGGUGGGUCUGAGGUUGGACCCUUUGGUGUUACCUCAUUCGAUUAUAUUCCUGCUGGUUCCCUGGCAGACCUGGCCCUCCACUUAUGUGCCAAAAAAACAACAGCUGACUCAGACUCAUUAGGUCAAGCAGGCUCCUGUUCAUCAGCGUGGGAAGAUGUUUUGAGCUCACGCUGGAAUAGCCAAUAGAUCUUACUUUUUUUUAGCAGCUGUCAACAGCUAACAACAAUAGUUUUUUGGAAAGCUAAUCAUAGUCACCUCUGAACCAUUGUGAGAUAACUGACAUAAGACUGUGUUUUUCUAUGACAAAAACUAUUGGCAUGGGCAAUCUGAAACUGCAUUACCACCAGCAACCAGAAGGGGUGCUGAAGCACUACUAUUUCCAGCCCUACUUCUGAUUCUCCCACCUUUUUAAUGUUUGUAACUGAACAGGAUAAAGUAACAAAAAAAGGGGGGGGGGGCAAAGUUCCUCAGGGGCUAUGCAGACAUCACUGACGGAGUACAGCGGGGGCUGAGUGGGAGCAAGCUGGUGGCCAUUGUGAACAACAGGGGGACUGUUUGUUUACGGGUCUGACUGCUCCCAUUUCGCAUGUGAAGGAAACGGCACUUUGUUUCCAAAGACAAAACGCCAAUAACAGCUACCUUGCUUCUGAGAAGCAAUGAGUGACAAUCUGAGCACAAUGGACCUCGUCCGUUCCCAGUCCCAGAGGAAACCAACCGUUUUUAUCCAGCAACAGCUUGUAUUCAAUGGUUAAAGAAUGCAAUCAUCUACAGCAUUUUUAAUGAGUUCCACAUUUAUGUUAAACAUACACAACAAUUUAAUGUCGUGAAAUGGCCAAAAACUGGCCAAGAUGUGUAUGAAUGAAGCUCUCUGGUAGAGCCAUCUCGUAAAAUUGUUUUUUUUUUUUUGUUAUAAACGAAACAGACAGCACUUUGUAUAUAAGUUUUUCUAAUAAAAUAAUUACUCAGG